AUGACAAGUCUAUCUGGAAAUGGCGCUGAACCCAAGUCUAGCUCAUCAUCUAAUAGCCUCAUUGCUAGUCGCGAUGAUCUUAAUCUUGCCGGUCAAUCUCGAUAUAAGCUUGGUAGAAACGUUGCAAGACUUAUUAAGGAUAACAAACUCGACAUGGACGAUAUUCAAAACGGUCUCAAUGAAAUUCAAGAGAGAGAAAGAAUGGCACGAGAAGCUUUGCUCCAAGCUGUUAGCUGCCUUCCAGCUUAUGAAGCCGAACGAAUUGUCAUAGAAAAACUUGAGAAGAAUCUCUUCUUUAGGGGAUGGCUUGCGACAAUGACAUGGAAUAAAAUUGAAUAUGAGCCGGAUCAAAACAUGCCAUUUGUCAACUCUCCAGCUCAUAAUCAAAAACUGGACUGUUAA
This is a messenger RNA of Botrytis sinoallii, 402 nucleotides long. RefSeq lists its product as uncharacterized. NCBI's taxonomy places the organism in Eukaryota, Fungi, Ascomycota, Leotiomycetes, Helotiales, Sclerotiniaceae. The transcript is spliced from 2 exons. The record is from RefSeq and is a predicted model, not a curated record. The coding region runs from base 1 to 402 and encodes 133 amino acids.